Messenger RNA from Zingiber officinale, 1853 nucleotides. Its product is annotated as protein kinase PINOID-like. Gene Ontology annotation, cellular component: cytoplasm; nucleus; plasma membrane. NCBI's taxonomy places the organism in Eukaryota, Viridiplantae, Streptophyta, Magnoliopsida, Zingiberales, Zingiberaceae. The record is from RefSeq and is a predicted model, not a curated record. Gene Ontology annotation, molecular function: protein serine/threonine kinase activity; ATP binding. Bases 406 to 1740 code for a protein of 444 amino acids. The transcript is spliced from 3 exons. Gene Ontology annotation, biological process: protein phosphorylation.
AACGCAACGCAGGUGCUGCUAGCUUGCUUCUUGAAUCUUGAUGAGCUGUUGGGGUGGCCGUCCCGUAUAAAUACCAUGGACGCGCAUAGGUCCAGCGACAGUGGAUCCGCGUGGCGAGUAACGUGAUACCCCCUCCCUCGGCUUUGCGACUGCUGCAGCUCCUCCCCCCCUCUGCCCCCUUUUUCCGCCAAGAACAACUGUUGUUUGCUGUUUCUUGCGGCAGGAAUCGGAGCUGGAUUUGGAUGCUGCAGUCGGUGCCGAAUGCAUCGGAUGUGACGGAGAUUGAAGGGACUGUUUUGGUUCUUUCCUUUGGUUCCUGUUUUGACUUGGACUAAAUACUGAUGGAGAAGAGCGGGAGGGAAUAGCAUCGCUUCUCUUCGCUUUGCUGCUGCUUUGUUGAAUUCAAUGUUCGAGUGCAGAUUUGAAGGGUUGAAGCAAAAAAUGUUAGAUUUGGCGCCGGAUUCCGACGGUGAGAGCGGAAUGGAGGUUUCGAAUUCGAGCGAGAGCUCGAUGAGUAGUAGCGGCGAUGACAGCCGGAGUAGCUUUGCGCGCCUCUCCUUCAACGCCUCCUUAACACUGGCCGCUCACGACAUUCCCUCCGGCGAGGUCCUCUGCGCUCCGUCGAGGCUACCCUCCAAACCCCACCGCGGGUCUGACCCCGCGUGGGCGGCCAUUCGGUCGCGGGGCUCCUCUGUCACGGGGGACGGAGUCCUCGGCCACCGAGACUUCAAGCUGGUCCGACGCAUCGGGAGCGGUGACAUAGGGACCGUCUACCUCUGCUGCCUCAACGACGACGCGUCGCCGUGCGCGUACGCCAUGAAGGUGGUCGACAAGCUGGAGCUGGAGAAGAAGAAGAAGCAGGAGAGGGCGGCCACGGAGAAGAGGAUUUUGCGCGUCCUCGACCACCCCUUCCUCCCUACUCUCUUCGCUGACUUCGACGCUUCCCCCCAUUACUCUUGCGUGGUGAUGGAGUAUUGCAGCGGCGGCGAUCUACACACCCUCCGCCACCGCCAGCCUCGCCUCCGCUUCUCCGUCGCCGCCACCAGGUUCUAUGCGGCGGAGGUGCUGAUGGCGCUCGAAUACCUCCACAUGCUCGGAAUCGUCUACCGCGACCUCAAGCCCGAGAACAUCCUCAUUCGCGGCGACGGCCACAUCAUGCUUUCCGACUUCGACCUCUCGCACGAAUCCACCGCCUCCCCUACCCUUGAGUCCCUCACCGGCGACCGCUGCGUCGAGCCCUCCUGCCUCCCCUUCCGAGGCGGGCGGACGUCGCCGCCUCCCCGGCCCGCAUGGUUCGUGGCGGAGCCGGUGGGUGCCCGCUCGUGCUCCUUCGUCGGCACGCACGAGUACAUCGCGCCCGAGGUUGCCUCCGGCGGGCCCCACGGCAGCGCCGUAGACUGGUGGGCCUACGGCAUCCUCCUCUACGAGCUGCUCUACGGCCGCACCCCCUUCGCGGGGGCCACAAACGAGGCGACGCUCCGCAACAUCGUGAAACAGCCGCUGGCCUUCCCUCCGCCGGCGACCGGCCCCUCUGACGCCUCCGCGAGGGACCUCAUCAGCCGCCUGCUCGCGAAGGACCCGGCGGCGCGCCUGGGAUCGCGACGGGGCGCGGCUGACGUCAAGGCCCACCGCUUCUUCAAGGGCCUCAAAUGGGCACUGCUUCGCACGAACCGCCCCCCGACGGUGCCCGGCCAGGCUCGAACCGAACCCAACGAACCCGUACGGUUCGAUUACUUUUGAACCGAACCGCUGUUGUAUUUUGUUAGCCAAGCUGUAGCAAAUAGCAAUGUAUAGAUAAUUAAGUGCAUUAAUCAGACAUAUAUAGAAUAAUAUUUUAUCGUGCAAGUUUUAAA